UUCCAGUUCGUGUUGAGACCAGCUUUUGUUUCUGAUUCAUGAAGUGCAGAUUAGAAAGAGGAGGGUGUUCUUGGGCAGGAGCAGCAGGUUGGGGGUUAAAUUCCCUCUGCUCAGAGUUCUGUCACAGCCUGUGUCACAGCUGGACAAUGUCUGCAGGACGGAUGCUUUUAUGGACACUGCUCCUGAAUGGACUGCACAUCACAGUGAGCCAUGGUCCAAGGUGGAACUUAGAACAGGACUAUGAGGUGGUGCGACCGGUCAGACUUCAUACAGUCAACAAGAGACAUGCAGAGUCCCACAGACCACAGAGGGUUAAAUACUCGCUGACUGUGAGGGGACAACCACUGGAGAUGCAUCUGGAGAAGAACCUCGAAUUACUCACCAAAGACUACAGUGAGACUCAUUACCUUAAAGAUGGUACUCCCGUCACCAUCACUCCAGACAAUAUCGAUCACUGCUAUUACCAGGGGAAGAUUGUGGGAAACAGUGCAUCUGAAGCAAGCAUCAGCACAUGUGAUGGACUCAGAGGGUACUUCCGGACGUCAGAGCAGAGGUUCUUGAUAGAGCCCCUGACCUCUGACCCUGAGGGGGAUCAUGCGGUGUUUGGGGUCGCUGGACUGGAGAACGCCACUCCAGCCGUGUGCGGAGUCACCAACGAAACAUGGGCCGCAGCCGAAGAACCGCCCAGUAGAACACGAUCUGGGGGCGGGUCCAUCUUAGAUAUGCAGAAGUACAUGGAGUUCUAUAUUGUGGCUGACAACAAAGAGUACAUACGGAUGAGCAAGGAUGUACCCAAACUCAGAAAGAGGAUUUUUGAAGUGGUCAACUUUGUCAACAUGGUGUACAAACCACUACUAACCUUUGUAGCCCUGGUGGGGUUGGAGAUUUGGACUGAUGCAGACAAAAUCACGCUAAGCUCCAACACUGAACAAAACCUGGACAAUUUCAUGAACUGGAGGAACAAGAAUCUGAUCAACAAAAAGCACGACUGCGCACAUCUCAUCAGUGGGAUAGACUUCGCUGGAGAUACGAUUGGGCUGGCGUUCGUUGGAGCGCUGUGUACAGGAUUCUCAGUGGGCGUGGUGCAGGACUACACAGACACGAGUGCGUUGGUGGGGGCUACUCUGGCUCAUGAGCUGGGUCAUAACUUGGGCAUGUCCCACGACACCACCACCUGUAAGUGCUCCGCGGACAGCUGCAUCAUGGAGGCCACCGUCAAGACUUGGAGUGCUCCUAAGGACUUCAGCACCUGCAGUCGCUCCAAAUACGAGGAGUUUCUUCUGAGCCGUGGUGUGGACUGCCUCCUGGACAAACCCGACUACAAGACCUUGGUGUCGCCCCCUGUCUGUGGGAACGGCUUUGUGGAGGCCGGAGAGCAAUGCGACUGUGGCACUGUCAAAGAGUGCACCAACCGCUGCUGUAACGCCUCCACCUGUGCCUUCAGUGAGGGCUCUCAGUGUGCAGAGGGAGAGUGCUGUGAGGACUGCAAGAUCUUGGGGCGCUCUCGUGAGUGUCGACGCAAACGUGAUGAGUGUGACCUGGCUGAAUACUGUGACGGUGCGAGCGCAGUCUGUCCAGAGGAUGUGUUCAGUGUGAACGGUCUGCCCUGUGACAACACAAAGGGAUUCUGCUACAACGGAGAGUGUCCCCAGAGAAGCCGCCAGUGCAACAAGAUGUACGGGCCAGGUGCCAUAGAGGGCCGGGCCGACUGCUUUCAAAUAAACACAGUGGGACAGUACUACGGCUACUGCAAACGACCUUCUAAUACCCAAUACAUCGCCUGCCCACUACAAGACAUAUACUGUGGGAAGCUCUUCUGUCACAACGGAACUGAAUACUCCACUUACGGAGGAUGGUUAAAAGUGGGUGACUGUAAAGCGUCGCACUUCGCAGACUUCACCAAAGAUUACGGACAAGUCGAAACUGGGACAAAAUGUGCAGCGGGAAAGGUGUGCAUCCAAAACCAGUGUGUGGACCUGGAGACGGCCUACAAGACAGCGGCCUGCUCAGCCAAGUGCCCGGGCCGCUCACUGUGUAACCACCGGGGGGAGUGCCAGUGUGAACCGGGGUGGCUGCCUCCCUACUGCGACAAAGAAGACAAGACGUACAGCUCUGUCACUGUCCAGUAUCUCAGUCCUGGUGCGAUUGCUGGCAUCUCUAUAGCUGUGAUCUUAGCAGUGUCUUGCAUCGUCGCUGGGGUCGUUUUCUUUUUAAAGAAAAACUAAAACUACUGCUCUGGACUCCCGACAUACCAA
Molecule: messenger RNA, 2255 nt
Organism: Periophthalmus magnuspinnatus
Lineage: Eukaryota; Metazoa; Chordata; Actinopteri; Gobiiformes; Gobiidae
Product: zinc metalloproteinase-disintegrin-like lachestatin-2
Exons: 19
Coding region: 39-2225 (728 amino acids)
Biological process (GO): proteolysis
Cellular component (GO): plasma membrane
Molecular function (GO): metalloendopeptidase activity
Source: RefSeq, a predicted model, not a curated record